Messenger RNA from Onychostruthus taczanowskii (white-rumped snowfinch), 891 nucleotides. Its product is annotated as calsenilin-like. Gene Ontology annotation, molecular function: potassium channel regulator activity; DNA-binding transcription repressor activity, RNA polymerase II-specific; calcium ion binding. Gene Ontology annotation, biological process: negative regulation of transcription by RNA polymerase II; regulation of potassium ion transmembrane transport. The record is from RefSeq and is a predicted model, not a curated record. NCBI's taxonomy places the organism in Eukaryota, Metazoa, Chordata, Aves, Passeriformes, Passeridae. The coding region runs from base 1 to 693 and encodes 230 amino acids. The transcript has 8 exons. Gene Ontology annotation, cellular component: voltage-gated potassium channel complex; nucleus.
AUGGGCAUCCAGGGCAUGGAGCUGUGCGCCGUGGCCGUGCUCAUCCUCCUCUUCAUCGCCGUGCUCAAGCAGUUCGGCAUCCUGGAGCCCAUCUCUGCCGAAGACAGCGGCGAUGCCGACGUGGAGCUGCCGAGCGCCCGGCACCAUCCCGAGGGGCUGGAGCAGCUGCUGGCUCGCACCAAGUUCACCAAGCCGGAGCUGCAGUCGCUCUACCGAGGCUUCAAGAGCGAAUGCCCCAGCGGCCUCGUGGAUGAGGAGACCUUCACGCUCAUCUACUCGCGCUUCUUCCCCCGAGGCGACGCCAGCUCCUACGCCCACUUCUUGUUCGACGCCUUCGACGCCGACCGCAACGGGGCUCUCUGCUUCCAGGAUUUCGCCGUGGGGCUCUCGGUGCUGCUGCGGGGCACGGAGCAGCAGAAGCUGAGGUGGACCUUCGACCUCUACGACGUGAACAAGGACGGCUGCGUCAGCAAGGAGGACAUGCUGCAGAUCAUGAAAGCCAUCUAUGCCAUGAUGGGCCGCUGCACCGAGCCCGCCCCGGGGGCCAGCGCGCCCGCCCAGCACGUGGAGCUGUUCUUCCAGAAGAUGGACAGGAACGGGGACGGCGUGGUGACCUUCGAGGAGUUCCUGGCCACGUGCCAGGAGGACAAGGACAUCAUGAGCUCCAUGCAGAUCUUCCACAGCGUGCUCUAGAGCCUGCCCCCGCCGGAGUUUUUCUGCUGUUUCGGACAAGCAGGAGGCAGGAGAAAUGCAGCAAGUGGCUCCCAGAGACGGGACAGGACAAGGACAAAGACAAGGACAAGGACGAUGCCACCAGAGCCCCCGGGCACGGUGCUGCCACCCGCCAGCCUGACCCAUUUUGGGGGGCUGAGCCUCCCCUCGACGCGGACC